Messenger RNA from Trichobilharzia szidati, 1062 nucleotides. Lineage: Eukaryota; Metazoa; Platyhelminthes; Trematoda; Strigeidida; Schistosomatidae. The record is from the annotation of a GenBank genome assembly.
CCUCGUUCGAAGUUGGUAACUGUGGCUGGGACGUAAAUGCUCUGUUCCUCUGCUGUUACUGACUCGAUGGCGACUUGUCUUAAUGGAAGUAAUUUAACACUAUGAAUUUUUUCUUCUGCAAUGUCAAGUGACUUCAGAAGUGCGAUGAUUCAAGUAAUUGCUCAGCUAUGUGGUCAAGUUGGCUUCGAACAAAUUACCGAAGCCUCACUCGAGCUGCUAAUCAGCAUUACAGACGCAUAUUUCCAUGCGUUGGUUAAAAAUGUACAUACACUGAUUGACUCAGAUGGUGGUGCACAGGUAGCGGAUGGGUUGUUGGCUUUGCGUUUAAUGGGCCAAACACCACAAGGCCUUGCCAAUUUUGUAAAAGAAAACAGCCAGUUCUUCACACCAGCACCUCCUAUGGCCUGUGGACCUGUGUAUGGGAAAUUGUGCUUGAAUAUUCCAGAUGAAAAUCACCCCGAGUUGGAAGAGCGGCCACUUUUCAUUCCUCGGCAUUUACCGCUUAAUUUCCGUGAGGAUUUCGGAAGUGAAACUUUUCCACAGGUAGACCAAAAUGUUAAAGAACCAGGUUCCGAUGGCUUUUCGUCACUUUCGUUGCCUUGUACAGUCUCUGCUAACACCCAUUGUGUUUCUGGUUCAACCAAUUCAGUUAUUACAAGCGUUGCUCGUACACUUCCGGAAUGGGCUAGUAGAUCAACUUAUCGUUUAACAUGUGUAUCAGUUGAUCCUUUAACUAAAUCCUUAGUGGAACAUUGUCCACCAUGGAGACCGUCUGAAAUGCUUCAGUCACCGAUUCCAGAUAGCUAUGCAAGUUGUUCUACAAGUAAUUUCCUGUCGUCUAUUUCGAAAAGAGAACUUACUUAUGACUCAACGCCAGAAGACACUAAAGGUGCAUAUGAAUUACCACAGUCACCUGCGAAACAGCGUGGCGCUAGUGAUGAACAGUGGGCAGCAGCCUUACAGGUAAGUCACCUACUUAUUAUCUAUGGUGUAGUUUGGUGAUAAAUUCGAAAUUUAAGAAAGACUUCUUUUUGUGAAUGUCAUUCUUUUAGUUUUUAGAGG